Messenger RNA from Diachasma alloeum, 2303 nucleotides. RefSeq names its product anillin. The record is from RefSeq and is a predicted model, not a curated record. Gene Ontology annotation, biological process: actomyosin contractile ring assembly; mitotic cytokinesis; septin ring organization. The transcript has 5 exons. Gene Ontology annotation, cellular component: actomyosin contractile ring. NCBI's taxonomy places the organism in Eukaryota, Metazoa, Arthropoda, Insecta, Hymenoptera, Braconidae. The coding region runs from base 50 to 2176 and encodes 708 amino acids.
UCCCCAAAGUCCCCUUGUGCCCCUCCUGAUCCACAAUUUUCAUUCCAAAAUGGAGACGAAAAAUACCGAUACAUUCACCGAGAGAAUGCUGAGGAGGGCCUCCUCGAGGACCCUCCCCCGGAGGAGAAGAGUAAUCGAGGCGAUAAGCGACGAGCGUUACGACGUGCAGCCGGUGAUCGUCAACCACACGCAGCGCAAUUCCAUGAUUUCAUGCUUGUCGACUGAGAUUAAGGACCUGGAGCGGCAGAUCGAGUCCCUGGAGAUGGGGUUGGUGGCCGAGACCUCCGGGAGCAUUUACCCCGCGCUCUCGGGAGUGAGAGAGGCCCUGGAAGGGAACUCUGAGACGAGAGCGGCAAGAGCGAUCGGCGAUGGGGGGGAGGGCAUUGGGGAGACCCCGAGACUCCGGAGAAGGGGCCGCAGGCCCAAUAUGGAGUCCACCAGGGCCUCCCUGAUGACGAGCAACCCGGACCCCAUGACCAGCGCCGAGACCAAGAGCUCGAUCCAGGUCGAGAGCACUAUUUCCUCGAUUCGGGUCGCUGAGAGCAGGGAGGAGGGGAUACCGUACGAGGUGGAGAGGUUCCUCGAGGAUGCGCUGGGGGACGAGCUCAAUAACACGACCGUCACCUACGGGGGACAGUCGGGGGCCGGGGAGAGGACUAAUUCGCAUUUUAAUGCCAGUGAACUCAUUUCGGAGGAGAGGACACCCUUUUACAGGAGGAUCACGAGACUCUGGAGGGACGACAGGAGGGGCGACUGCUCGUACAAUGAUGAGACGUUCUCGAUAGGGGUCAGGGACAGCAGCACCUUGGAGCGGAGCUUGAAGAUGUACAGGUCACUCUCGCAGAGGAUUAAGAAGAAACUCAGAGCAGCGCUGAGAAGAGAAAAAUCCCCAGAGGUCCCCACCCCCGCAGAGCCCCUGGGUCAACUGUCCUUCGACAAGGAUCGAAUGGACAUGAUGGAGCACAUCCUGAAGAACAUGAAGAUCCAGCAGUGCAUGAUUCAACAAGCGAGUAAAGCCCUGCACGUCUGCCGAACGAGUCGAGAGUUCACAGGCAGUUCAGAGGAGGUGGAAUCAGAGCGUCUGCUGCUGAUCGCUGAGAUUCGCAAGCGUCUGCUCCAGGAGGAGCUGAAAAAGCUCAGCAACCCCUCAGAGGACAUUCCUCACGAUAGAGAGCCAUCGGACAUGACAGAAUGUGCAGAAGUCACCAUCGAAAACAUUAAUCUGAGUCUUCGUGAGUGCCUCAGGAGGGAGCCAUCGCCUGGUGAACUGGUGGAGUGGUUCGUAGUCGUCAUCAUCGAGGGGACCAACGUCUGGGGGAGUUCCCCUGUUCCUCGUCCAGUGGACUCGAUGCUCCUCGAAUUCUCAGACUUUGCGUGCACCAUUGACAACUUGAAGCCCAGUUUCAACAUCAUCCUCAGGGUUUACACCCUCAAAUUGAAGUCCGGGGGGGUUUACAAUCACGAGGACAAGUAUCACAUUGCCAGUCCCAGGCUGGAGAAGACUGUCACCUGCCCCUCGCCCACGAAAUUCCUCAAACGAAUCGAAAAACACACCUCUCCCAGGCCUCACCAUCACCAGGACACCUCCUCGUCCUCAUUCGCCAAGUCUGGACAGCUGAACCUGGGGCUUCACGACCUCGGACUCGCCUCGCCCUGGCCACUGACUGCUGUCCCUCAUGGCUCCAUUCUCGUUGGAACCGUCGACCUCAAUCUCUCCUGCAAACUUCACUUGUCCGUCUGCCAUCAGGGCUUCCUCAAUUAUGGAGAGGACACUGGGGGCUUCGUCACUUGGAACAGGCGGUGGUGCGUCCUCAAGGGGAAUAUUAUGAUGUUCUGGAAUUAUCCCAGGGAACAGGAGUCCAAGGCCCCUGUCAGGAGCAUUGAUCUCGUCCACUGCACCAAUGACAACAUCUCGGAAGUCAACAGGGAACUUUGUGCUAAACCCAGAACUGUUGUUGUGGAGACUGUGAGGGUGAGGGAGGUGGGCGAUGUCGAUAGCAUUUUGGUUAAUUGCAGACAGUCUUAUACGGUUCAGAGACACUUAUUAUCUUACGACAGUAGAAAAGACGUUCACGAAUGGAAAACAAAACUCAAUCACGUGAUUUCUGCAUUGAGAGAAUGGAACGUGACAUUUAUGAAGGAUGCCCCCAAGUCUCCGAUGGUUUCCGAACUUUAAACUAAACUUUUUACGCAAAACCAUGCAACUAUCAUGACCGCGAAUGAAUACAUUCAUGUAAAUAAAUAAAAUUGACAAUGUUUCAUGCAGCCGGGGAAAACAAUAAAAUUUAUAUUUCAUUUUUUCA